This is a messenger RNA of Diuraphis noxia (Russian wheat aphid), 2505 nucleotides long. RefSeq names its product multiple inositol polyphosphate phosphatase 1-like. Gene Ontology annotation, molecular function: acid phosphatase activity; inositol phosphate phosphatase activity. The record is from RefSeq and is a predicted model, not a curated record. NCBI's taxonomy places the organism in Eukaryota, Metazoa, Arthropoda, Insecta, Hemiptera, Aphididae.
CUCGUUUUGAAAGCAUUCAUCAGUCAUCUCGCCAUGGACGGUGAUGUAUACUAAGCUCAAGUUGUGUCGUAUUAUUAUUCCAUCGUGACAAUAUUCAUAUAAAACGCUAUAUUUUUGAGGAUAACUAUCAACAUUAUUGCAAGUUCACCGACCCGUGUACAAUGAAGGGUCAAUCAUCAAGAGUAUUGCUGUUGCUCGCGUUCUUGUUUGCUGAUUUGUCUGGCGGCGAAUCGUGCUACGAACCAACCGACCAGGAUCCAUACCUUUAUUUUUCGCACAAGACGGCCUAUCAACUGAUAUUUAAUUCAAAAUUCAAACCGGUGCCUUAUUGUCGCCCGACAUUUGUAUGGAUGUUUAUCAGGCCUGGUACCAGUUAUCCAAAUACUAACGAAUCCAUCGCAAUUCGUCAGUUGCAUCAAUUCAAAGAAAGGGUGAUAAAAAAUCACGAAGAACGUAGAAAUGGACAUUUGUGUAAACACGUAUUAGACAGUCUAAAACGUUGGGAAUUUGAAGUGAAUCCAACUUCAGAAGAUGAUAUUUCACCCCAGGGUAGGAUGGACAUGCAGCUACUCGCAAAAAGGAUGAAAGACAAAAUGAGUGAAGUUUUAGUAAAAGAGAUCAACCAAAAUACGUUCAAAAUUUAUGCCAAUGAAGACCGAAAAGUUAUGAAUAGUGCCGAGGAAUUUUCUAAAACUAUGUUUGGRGACGAUUUCAGGUUUAAAGUUCCUAUCGAAAAAAUCCAAAAAAAUUCUAGUUUUAUCGGGUCAGAGUCUUGUCCUAAGUGGACUGAUGCAGUUCACARUUCUGAAGCUUCGCUGUUUCGUAAAUCACCGGAAUAUUUGGAAAUGGUGAGCCAAAUGAGUAAAAGACUGGGUUUUCUAGAAAACAUAACUGACAGUAUAAUUCACGCGAUGUACGAAUCGUGCCGAUACAAUAAAGCGCUCGUGAUCGAAUCUUACCCAGCAUGGUGUGGCCUGUUCACUAGACAAGAGUUACAGCUUUUAGAAUAUUACGAAGAUUUGGACUAUUACUAUAAAUACGGUUACGGUUCUGAAAUAAACACAAAGGUGGGAUGUCCGAUCGCCAGAGAGCUAAUGGGAUAUUUGAAUGCUGUAGCAAAAAACGAUUCCGUAAGACCUUCGGCAGUAUUUAGGUUUGGUUCUUCAGCCGGGUUGUUGACUACAUUAUUGGCUUUGGGCGUAGCAAAAGAUACGAUUCCUUUGACCCAUUCCAAUUACCAUGCUCAGUAUCGUCGUCAAUGGAGAAUGUCACAAGUAGACCCAUUUUCCAGUAAUUUUGCCGCUGUAUUUUACAAGUGUGAUCAAGGUGACGAAGAGAACAAAGUAAUGUUCUACUUGAACGAGGGCGUGUACGAUUACCCGGGUUGCAACGUCGGUUUAUGCUCUUGGAAAUUCGUCGAGAACAAAUUCAAAGACUAUCUGACACCAAAUGGCUGCAAUGACGAGGUGUGUCACGACCGAAGUCAAGCGUCGGGUGUUCGUUGCGCCGUUUUGGUCACCGCACUGAUUCCAAUCGUACUUACGUACUUGCACGUUUGAAUAAUAAUAUACCUACGAAUAUGACGUUUUUCGUUUGGCUGUGUCAUAAAUUAUAUAAUUUUUACAUUAAUAUUAUUAUAUUUUAUUAGUUAAUAUUUAAAUAGACGAAAAUGAUUAUUACAUUUUCAUAGCAUAUUUUAUUCUCGUGUAACGUUAUUACGAAGUCCCGUGAAUUGUCAUAACUAUGAUAUAAUAUUUUAAAAUUAUUGUUUAAACUACUCGUGUAAACGUUUCUCAGAACACAAAAGAACAACACUCCCAUCCGGCUAAAUCCAACCAGUCAUUAUCAUGUAAAUUACAACACUGGUAGACUGGUACGUUACACUUUUUUGUUCUGUCUAUGGCUCAAACUGAAAGUCACAUUAAUAAUAUACCAACCAUUUGUUACUAAGUAAAUUUUCUUAACUUUAUCACUAUUUCUUAUUAUUUUUUUAUUUUUUUACGAAAUAUUAUCAGUGUUAAAAUAAACAUUAAAUAUAUAUAGAUAUUGCAUGUUUGCAAAACAUGAUAUUAGUAACAUCGUAUUACAAACAGUAAAAUUAUUUAAUUCACGUACAAGCUGAUCAUAUUUCUAUUUUAUUAACCAUGAAGUAACUAUGAAGUGCCUAGAUUGAAUCAUUGUAAAAAUAUUAAAACUUCCCACACUGUGGUUACACAAAUGUCAAGUAUAAAUUAUAUCAAUAUUUAGUAUUUAGCAAAAAAAAUACAUAAACCUCACUGUAUCCUACUUAUAUAUUUUUAAAAUGACUGGUUUUAUCAUCCUACGUUUGAAUCGUUUGAUCUCACAAACGGCAUAUAGGUACGCUGGUUUAAGUUGAAWCCUGAUUUUAUUGUAGUUAUGAUACAUUAAUUAUAAUAUGUACCUAUUGUACUUAAGUACGAUAGUAUACAUUCUAAUGAUAAUUGUUUUGUUCAAAUAAAUAUAUUAUACAAAAAAUAAACGUAU